Messenger RNA from Lontra canadensis (Northern American river otter), 702 nucleotides. It is a transcript of the gene SAT2, whose product is annotated as spermidine/spermine N1-acetyltransferase family member 2. The record is from RefSeq and is a predicted model, not a curated record. Gene Ontology annotation, molecular function: N-acetyltransferase activity. Bases 126 to 677 code for a protein of 183 amino acids. The transcript is spliced from 6 exons. NCBI's taxonomy places the organism in Eukaryota, Metazoa, Chordata, Mammalia, Carnivora, Mustelidae.
GCCUGGCCCGCCGCGCCCCGCCCCCCGCUGUCCCGGCCCGGCGCGUAGGCCCUUUCGAACCCCCCGCAACCCCGUCGGACCGGAGGGGAGGGUCCCGGACUUCAGUCCCAGCCCGCGGGGUCCAGAUGGCUUCCGUGCGGAUCCGAGAGGCGGAGGAGGGCGACUGUGGACAGAUCUUGGGGCUGAUUCGGGUGACGGCUGCGGGCCGGGAACCCGGGGCCCCCGAGGGGGAACUGGCCGAGUACGAGAAACUCUUGGACCAGGUGCAGAUCAGCGAAGAAGCGCUGAGAGCGGAUGGCUUCGGAGAGAACCCUCUGUACCGCUGUUUGGUGGCAGACCUUCCUCCCGCCUCCGGGGACGCGCAGGGGCCGCUCGUGGUGGGGUACGGGCUGUAUUACUUCAUCUACAGCACGUGGAAGGGGCGCACCGUUUAUCUGGAAGACAUCUACGUGACCCCGGAAUAUCGGGGUCAGGGGAUUGGCUCCAAAAUAAUCAGAAGGGUCGCGCAGGUGGCCCUGGAUCAGGGCUGUUCCCAGUUCCGCCUGGCCGUCCUGGACUGGAACCAGAAAGCCAUGGCCUUGUACAAGGCUCUGGGAGCUCAGGAUCUGACUGAAGCUGAGGGCUGGCAUGCCUUUACCUUUGACGGAGAGGCCAUGAGGAAGUUGGCGGGAAAGUGAGGCCGUUCCUUGCGGAUCUCCGUAA